This is a messenger RNA of Chanos chanos (milkfish), 978 nucleotides long. RefSeq names its product homeobox A1a (gene hoxa1a). Gene Ontology annotation, cellular component: nucleus. Gene Ontology annotation, biological process: regulation of transcription by RNA polymerase II. Gene Ontology annotation, molecular function: DNA-binding transcription factor activity, RNA polymerase II-specific; RNA polymerase II cis-regulatory region sequence-specific DNA binding. NCBI's taxonomy places the organism in Eukaryota, Metazoa, Chordata, Actinopteri, Gonorynchiformes, Chanidae. Bases 4 to 978 code for a protein of 324 amino acids. The transcript is spliced from 2 exons. The record is from RefSeq and is a predicted model, not a curated record.
ACAAUGAGCGCGUUCUUAGAUUAUUCGGUGAUGAGCGGUGGAGACGUUGGUGGCGGAGGCUCGUGCUCGGUAAGAGCGUUCCAUGCCGAUCAUGGGAUUACAACUUUCCAAUCUUGCGCUGUCACCGUAAAUAACUGUGCGGAAGACCGGUUUAUGGCCAGCAGAGGUUCACCGGACAGCGUCUCCCCACAUCCCCAUCAGACAACGUCAUAUCAGUCCCCCGGGGCGCUAGGAAUCGCCUAUGGCACCCACCCGAGUUACGGAACGCAAAGUUUCUGCACCGGCUACAGUCAUUACUCUCUAAACCAGGAAGUGGAUUCGUCCGGCGGAUUCACACAGUGUGGCCCGUUAGUUUAUUCCGGCAACAUUCCCUCAUCAAUGGUGCAGCAUCACCAUCACCGUCAAGGGUACAGUGGUGCCAGCGCACACCUGCACGGCCAACUCCAGUAUACACCAACGACAUACGGUCAUGGUCACGAGCAGCCAACCGUAACAUUUGUGACCGGCUGCUCGUCUCCCCUACACGCUGCCCAUCAAGACCCGUGCUGUUCGCCACUGUCCGAGAGUGUGUCCUCUGCUCAAACAUUCGACUGGAUGAAAGUUAAACGGAACCCACCAAAAACUGGAAAAGUGGGUGAAUAUGGCUUUGGCGGACAGCCCAACACCGUACGUACGAACUUUACUACGAAACAGCUGACAGAGUUGGAGAAGGAGUUUCACUUCAACAAGUAUCUGACACGCGCCAGGCGUGUGGAAAUAGCCGCAGCCCUACAACUGAACGAGACUCAGGUGAAGAUCUGGUUCCAAAACCGUCGUAUGAAGCAAAAGAAGCGCGAGAAAGAGGGCCUGCUACCUAAAUCCCCGUCUGAGCCGGGAGAUGGUCCAGAGAAAUCUGAAGACGCGUCUGAAAAAUCGUUCUCCGCUCCCUCUACGCCGUCUCCUUGUUCUUCAGCGGCUGACCCUUACUCCUCAAGUUAA